UCAAACCGCAGAUUUCAAUCAAAUUGCAGAAGUACAGACAACGAUGAUGUCAGAUUAUAUUCAAAAAAUGAUGCGAAGUGAUUUGGUGAUUCUGAACUCAACACUGCUCUAUGCCACUAGUCACGUGGACUGCGCAAGGAAGUGUCUGUCUCUUCUUUGUUAUUGUUAUUCUUUUGACAGUCAACAAAAAAUCUGCGAAAUUGGCAAGUGUAGCAUUGACCAUGUGAAUGUAGUCCCAAAGAAAGAUAUUUACAUUCCUUGUGAGUUCGACAAAGGUUUUCAAUUCGUCACAAUUGGAGGUGCAAGAGAAUGUCUUUCAGUGUCCACAAAGAAAUAUGAUUACAUCAGGGCCAGGGAUGACUGUAGAAGUAAAUCAUCUAAUCUUUACACCAUACAUAAUUUGUCUAAACUCACCUGGUUGCAACGUACAUUUGGUAACACCUACUUCUGGGUGGGACUCAAUGAUAUCGAUGUGGAGAACACUUUUAGAUGGGAAGACGACAACUCUGUGAUAAGUGAUUUCCUCAAGAGUUCCACAUUCGCUCCAGGUGAACCAAACAAUGGAAGGGAUGGUAACUGUAUGAUCUAUUAUAAUUAUUACCAGCUUCUCUACGACAAUACUUGUAACUCUAAUUUUUCGUAUGUUUGUGAAAAGCUUCUAUUCAACUUUCAAUGAUAGCGACUGUUGAAAUUUCUUAGUUAGCGAUCGCAAGAUCAAAAACUGAAUAGGAAAAGAAAUAUCAAUAAAUCAAUACUUGAUACUU
Biomphalaria glabrata is the source of this 764-nucleotide messenger RNA. Its product is annotated as macrophage mannose receptor 1-like. The transcript has 4 exons. NCBI's taxonomy places the organism in Eukaryota, Metazoa, Mollusca, Gastropoda, Planorbidae. The record is from RefSeq and is a predicted model, not a curated record. Bases 44 to 676 code for a protein of 210 amino acids.